GGAUUUCACGAUCUAUGCGGUUUCCGGUUUCAAUAACAAAAUGGAUCGUCUCAUACAGUUGCUCGCGGAAACAGUGUUACGCGCCAAAAUCACAGCGGAAGAAGUGGAGAUGGCCGAACGAAGUAUUCGUUUCGAGCUGCAGGCCCUGGAACGUUCACCACCGGUCGAACCCAUCCUGAUGGAGUUAGUGCAUGCGGCUGCUUUUCGUGGGAAUAGCACACUGGGCUUGCCGCGCUACUGUCCACAGGAGAAUUUGGGUGUGAUUAAUCGAGAUCAUAUCAUCAAUUUUUUGGCUACUUACUAU
Messenger RNA from Echinostoma caproni, 304 nucleotides. The record is from the annotation of a GenBank genome assembly. NCBI's taxonomy places the organism in Eukaryota, Metazoa, Platyhelminthes, Trematoda, Plagiorchiida, Echinostomatidae.